Gambusia affinis (western mosquitofish) is the source of this 5343-nucleotide messenger RNA. RefSeq names its product synaptonemal complex protein 2 (gene sycp2). The record is from RefSeq and is a predicted model, not a curated record. The transcript is spliced from 46 exons. The coding region runs from base 288 to 4991 and encodes 1567 amino acids. NCBI's taxonomy places the organism in Eukaryota, Metazoa, Chordata, Actinopteri, Cyprinodontiformes, Poeciliidae.
AACAAUGUGGUAGUUACCAUACCGCAUUGGUUGCUACCUUCCAUAGGCUUGAAAUCCGAGGGAUUACAAAAAUAGAUUUACCACCUCUAUUUGCCUCACUCGCGCGUGCGAGAUUGACGUAGAUUUCGCGGGUCUCCUGAUAGCCGUUUGAACUAAAAAAUUAACGGUCAAAAAUAUACUUUUUUCUUAUUUUGUGUGGGUGGUUUUUACGAUACGGUGUAUGUUUUCUCAGUUCCUCCUGAGGACUGCACAGGUCAAGAACAGAAAGUGUUCCUUAGGAAGCCAGAAUGGCUCCAAGCUCGAGCCCUCAGUUGGAGAAUAUAAUCAGCGCCGCGUUGAGGAGUGGAGAUGUCCGGCCUCUCGACUUGUUCCUAGAGAGAAAUACAUUUGAAGGCAUGUCCAUUAAAUGCUCCCAACAGUUCCUCAAUAAAUUGGACAAACUUGUCACUAGGGGCUUGGAUCAAAAAGAGACCAAAUCGGCCAGUUUGGGACUUGCGAGCCUCUACAAAUGUGGGAACAAUUUGAAAUUACCGAGCGGGGCAGGACUUUCAGGUUUAAUAUCUCAAGGACUAAUUAAAAAGAUGGUACAGUGGUUUGAGAAAUGCAGGAAGCUGUGGAUCCAACACGGCCCACACUGGGAUGAGACCAUGUUUGCGCUCUCGGAGAACUUCCUAAACGCCUUAAUGGUAGUUCAUGAAUCAUGCAAAGAGGGAACUUCCCAAGUGACUGAGUCCUUCCUGUAUCCUGUCGGUCAGUUGGCAGUAGACCCCAGAAUCAACAUUCUGAUCCAGAAAGAGGCAAUUCGUAAAUAUAACUUAAUUCUGGAUAAAAUCCCGGUGGAGUUCAAGAAAAACAGGAGAAUCCUAACAUCACAAGACGCUUCGGAUAUCAUGAGCAAACUGGCAGGUCGGAUUGUGGAGGGUGGUGAUUAUGACUUGCAGUCAUCCCUGAUGGAGGCAUUAUGCAGAAUGGCCACUCCCGAUCAGAGGAAGAAGCUCGCAGACCAGUGGUUCAGCAUGGCCCAUGUCGCCUCUGGUUUUGCCCAGAUCAGCGACUCCGAAUUUGAAACGGCUUGCAGAAGGUUUCUUAACAUGGUGAACGGGAUGCAGGGAGACAAAAGAAGAGUGUACUCUUACCCCUGUUUGAGAGUGUAUCUGGGAAAGUAUGAGCUGUUGAUGCCAUCUGACGAGAAACUCGAGGAAUUCUGGAUUGACUUCAACCUUGGCAGCAGCAUCUCCUUUUACUUCUCUUUGCCUGAUGAAGAGGAUGGCCACUGGGAAACAGUUUGCAUCAAUGAGAAUGAAGUCCUCAGCUACACGGUGACAGAGGUGGGCAAGAGGAAAGUCUUGCUGCUCAAGCUGUCAGAGGUCGUCGUCGUCGAUUCAGUGGAAGGAUCCAGUCUCAUCAUCCAUUUCAGCUCCUCUCUGGACAUCCUACAGGCCGCUCGCAAUGUUUUUGGAGAUGACAAAAACAAAGGCACCCAGUUAGUGAUUAGAGAAGCUAAACACACAGAGAAGGGAGUGUUCACACAGGUUGUUCCAGAGAGCCAGGUGUCUCUGAGUGCAAAUGAGAAAAACACUGCCCCCUACCUGUUGUCCACCACAACUGCACCUGCACAGAUGGUGACCCCUGUCAGACAGCGGAUAUCAGAAUCCACCAUCUACAUUAGCAGCAGUGAGAGAGGAAGUGUAAAUGUCGGCCGUUUUCUUCCUGCUAAGCCAUCGACCAAUAACAAAGGCAGUGCCUCUUUGCUGAAGGUCUCUGUUUGCAGUACAGCUGUUAGGACUAGCAGCCACAACACAACACCAUGCAGCACUCAAUUGUUUGGCAACAAGGAACAGAAGAUGCCAAUGGCAGCAGCAGAAGAUUCCUUUCUAUUCGAAGAAAAGUCUCAGGAAACCAAUUUUGUACCCGACACACAACCCAGAGCGGCAUGUAACACCAGCUCUAACUGGAGCAAAUUAUCCGACUCUGAAAUGCUAAGGAUGCCAACUCAGAAAAUCCCUUCAUCAUCAAGACCUGAGCCCAAUUCAAGUUUGCUGGAACCGCAGCAGCGCUGCCCUUCCUCAGGCCGGAAAUUGUCAGUUUCCGAGUCGAACGUUGUUCUCCACAAGCAGUUCCACAGUGAGUUGACCGAGCGCCUGCAGAAGCUCCUCAAUGACAGGAGCAAAGAUCCUCCACCUCAGGAAUCAGCUGAUCAACACAGGAAAGCGUCCAAUACCAAACAGGGCUCCAGAGAAACAGACUCCGAAAACACAUGUGCUUCUGUGACUGUUCCCAAAACGCAAAGGGCCCAGAGAAGCAAACAAUCCAAAGAAAAGAGGAAAGAAAAGGCGGCACUGGAGGCAGAGGCAGAUGCUGGUGCUGCGAAAGCUUCAGAGAAGACCGUCACAAAUAAGACUGUCGAGAACCAAAAACAAUCUCAGGUCAAAGACGACGUCAAGAUGGCGAUUUUGAGGCGAGACAAAAGAGACUCAGAGGUCACUGCUAGCAUGAUGAAGCUCAUCUCCAGCCGUUACGAGACUAAAACCCAAACCACAAGAAAAAGCAGCACAGAGAAAGUGACUCAUAACUGGGUUCCCCCUCUUAUAAACAGAUCAAUCUUUAACAUGGGCAAGAUGCCGACGUGUAAAAUGGAAACACUCAGAACAGUAAAUGUUAGGAAAUCCUUAAACUCAACCACGACCUCUGUGAGAAACGGGAAAGAUACCUUCGCAUUCAGUGCUGAUUCUCCUCUCUCCAUUGGGAAGGAGAACCAAACCUUUACCAAAUCACUUGUCACAUCAACCAGUGGCAUCCACAACUCCUCUACAUUUGUCAUCACAUCUAAGAAAGCGCAACCUCUGACAAAAAACAAGCUGCAUGUGAAAAAGCAUCUGUUCAGUGACACUGACAUGGACACCACUACAGAUGUCAGCUGGCUGAGAGAGUCAGCCAGGAAGCCCAAACCCCAAGUCAUCAAAUACUCCAGACAGGCACAGAUCAAACCCAAAAAAAAACCUCUGCAGUCUCCAGACAUACCCCCAGAUUUACAAUCAUCUUCAAAAGUUGGUAAGAACAAAAGCAAACUUAUUCAGGAGGCUAUGGAUCAGCCAAAGGCAGUGAAGCAAGCAGCAGUCAGCAGUAAACCACAAGCUGCUGCAAGGAGGCCGAGGAGAGUGGCAGCCACUUCUACGAAGAACUACAAGGAACCAGAUACAGAUGACAACCAGUCGGAAACAGAGACGCCUCAGUCACCCAAGCGUUCCUCUGCCGAUAAUUUGAAGAAUUCAGAAAAGGCAAAAGAGGUUGCGCCAACAAAGAAGAAAAGGACUGCGAGCAAACAACCAAUCAAAAUGAAACCACCCACAGAGUCUGUGUUGGAUGUGUAUCCUUCUUCCAAAGUAGAGCAGUGGAAUCAGGAGGAGAACUGUGCAGAUGAUCCACCAAUAAAGAAGAGUAAAAAAAACCUCUUUGACCACCAGGCAGACAAAUACAAGGAGGCUGAUCUCACAAAAACAGAUCUUAAGAUUAAAGCGGGGAACAUUCUCCAGGAAACUUUGAUGUUGAAUAAGAAAAAUGUCAUCCCAGGUCGAGAACAAACAAGUUCUUUGAAGGAUUCCUUGGCCGCCUGCCAGACCUCUUUCUGUCCGUCUCCUCCUUUCAUUGAAAAGAUGAGAUCCGCUGGGAGGUCAGCUCCAACCUUGGGUUUGACCUGCUCCACUGUCCUCAGCCCACGGGGAUCCCCACUCCCUACCUCCAGAGAUCUAUCCUGCCAGGACACCCCCUCUCCAAUCCUGCUGCUACCCAAAGUUCGCUCCGCAGUCAGCAGCAAAGGCCAGCUUGAGCUGCCUUCUUUCUAUAACGUAGAACAAAACCAGGACUCUUCGAAGACUCCGUCCAUCCCGUCUGCCUGUUCGCUGGCAGGUCAGACCCCUGCACCCAGUCCCCCCACUGGACUCACUGCUGCAGAGAUGUGCGCAGUCCAGCAACAUCUGUCCCCAGCCCGUCCGUCCCUUUUGUCUCCAUCCACACAGCCACUCUUGACAUCAACUCUUCUGGAGCUAGACAAGCCAGCAGUGCCGUCUGCCCCCCAGUCACCGCUCCCUGGAGUCGCCUUACCCAGUGGUUGUAACCUUGACCUCAGUAAAGUGUCCUCAGUUUCUCUGGGCUCCCUAAGCCAUUCAUCGCCCAAAUCGUCAGUUCUCAGCAGAAACAUGAACGAGAAAACACCGGUCACUGACAAGAACCUUGAGCUGACACAGCAUUUCGUCUCAGGACCCGCUCGCAAGCGCUGCAUCUCAUUAUCCAGUAAUUCAGAGGAAGAUGAGAAAGAAGAAGAGAAGAAGAAAAGCAAGAUGAGAGGCCAGCAUUCUCCUCGAAUGAAGCCAAGAAAACUUUUCAAGUCUUUUGCCGAAGUUUCUGUGGUGGAUGAACUGAGCCACAUAAGCUGCAGUCACUGGGAGACUGAAGACAUGGAGGAGGAUUCUGAGCUGCCAGAAAGAACUCUGAACCCAAAUAACCUCUGUCAGCAGCUGAGCUCUGAGCUGAAAAACAAGUUCCAGAACCGUUGCAAGAUUAUGGAAAUCUACAACAAACAAUCUUCCAAAACCGUCCAGCAACACAUUUCUUCUAUUGGUGUCCAGCUUAACAAAAAAAGAGUACAGAGAGUUGGACAAAUUCAAAAGGUCCUAUUGGAGGAGAUCAAGAAGAUGGAGCAGGACAACAACAUGCUGCAAAACAUGGAGAAAGACGUCACUAUAUUCUGGAAAAAGCAGAUGAUGACUUUCCAUACUUACCAGAAGCAGGAAACCAGGAGAACUGAUACUCUGAAGAAAACCUUACAAAGCGUCACUGGUCACAGCUGGGAUUACGAAGACGCUGUGUUCAAAUCAGAGAUAUGCCUGAUAAAAAAAGACAUGAAGUCGAUUCAGGACAGGCUUCUCAGUGAAAUGCACGAGGGAGAGAUCCAGAGCGUGAAGAGAGGACUGCAUGCUUUGUUUUUCCCCUGAUGGAUCCAGGUUUGGAGGUGACCAAAGCUUACCCUGCACUAUGAACCAACGUGAUUGUCAACAUGUGAUGUUGUUCCUACUGUGCUCACAUACGAUGGUUUCACUCCAGAUUCUUUUGUUUUGUGUGGAUGCAUCCAGUUGUUUGAGAGCUGGAUUUGUUCCUGAUAUGCAUUGUGUUUCGUUGGAGAUGGUUCUAAAUUUUAGAAGAAUGUUCUUUACUAUCCAGUGAGAUCGAAAGAAAAUCCCCUUGGUGUUAGUACAAACAGGGUAUUAGCUUCUGCAUGGCUUUGAUAUUUUUAAAACACUGUAUUUAUGCUUUAGUGAAAGAUGUUUGAGUAAUAAAAAUAAAAAA